This is a messenger RNA of Cucurbita pepo subsp. pepo (vegetable marrow), 729 nucleotides long. RefSeq names its product SNARE-like superfamily protein. Gene Ontology annotation, biological process: endoplasmic reticulum to Golgi vesicle-mediated transport. The record is from RefSeq and is a predicted model, not a curated record. Gene Ontology annotation, cellular component: TRAPP complex. Lineage: Eukaryota; Viridiplantae; Streptophyta; Magnoliopsida; Cucurbitales; Cucurbitaceae.
GAUCCGAGCUUCUUCGUGGUAUCGCAACCGGAAUUUCGCAUUUGCCCAAGUUUUGGCCCAAUCCAGGAGAAGAAAACCGACCGGUCACCGCCGAAAAUGAUCGUCUGCGUCGCCGUCGUCGGCCACCAGAACAACCCCCUUUACAUUCAAAGCUUCACGGAGGCCGAUGAUGCUCUCAAGCUUCAUCACAUCGUUCACUGUUCGCUGGAUGUCGUCGAUGAGCGAGUGAACAAUCCGAGAAAAUCUGGACCGACCUUGAAUGAGACCUUUCUCGGUCUUCUUUAUCCGACUGAAAAUUACAAAGUGUAUGGCUACUUGACUAAUACCAAAGUGAAGUUCAUUAUGGUGACCACAGAUCUGGAUGUCAGAGAUGCCGAUGUGAGAAAUUUCUUCCGGAGAUUCCAUGCUGCAUACGUGGAUGCAGUUUCAAACCCAUUCCACGUACCAGGUAAGAAAAUUACUUCCAAAACUUUUGCUGAAAGUGUGAGUACCAUAGUCAAGUCGUUUGGGUUCAGUUCAGCUAUUUGAGUGACCAACCAGGAAACCACUGUCUGUAGCCAUCGACAGCCAUAGUUCAUUACUCAUCUUUCUGGUUUUUAUUGAUUUUAUUUGAAAAUAUUCGACCCGAAUUGUACUAAGAAAGAUGGAACAAACAGGUGUGGUCUUUUUCUAGCUUUUUCUCAAACAAUUCAACCUUUUUUUUCAAUGAUAUUCACUGUUUCCAUUUUA